AUGAAAUUUACUCCAAGUGUGGUGAUCGAUGCACCUACAUACUAUGUUGAUCAUUUUAAUGGUAGAUUCAAUACAGACAAGUGCGUAAUUCUGAGAAACAUGCAACUGGAAACUGAUUCAGAACUAAUGACUAUAAGCCUUAGACAUUUACCUCAUCCAGUUCAAAUAUUAGAUUUAACAAAUAACGAAUUGACGGAGUUCCCAUACUUACGAGAUAAUAAGGACAUUCACACUUUACUGUUGUCAAGAAACCAAAUCUCACAAUUAAAUGGCGAUUACUUACCACGCCAUCUAGUCCAUCUAGUUAUUUGUAACAAUAACAUAGUAUCGUUUGAACAGUUGAAUGGGCUGCAAAACUGUCCAAAAUCCCUACGGAGUCUUCAAUUGAGAGGUAACAGAGUUAUUCACUUAGAGGGUUACAGAGAAUAUGUGCUUCGACUUAUACCAAGCUUACAGAUACUAGACUAUAGUCGUGUGAGUGAUCAAGAAAGAAAGCAUUCAAAGAGCGUAGAAUUGUCAGAUAGAAGUAUUGAUUUGAAAAAAGAUUCUGACAUCAUGCCUAGAGAUAAGGAUCUGGAGAUGAUGCACAUGGUAAUUGGUAAGAUGAGUGAAGAAAGAAAGAAAGAGCUCAACGAACAAUUGGCCAAUGCUACAUCCUUGGAUGAAAUUUCCAGAAUAGAAAAAUUACUUUCCGGUGGAGUAUGA
Molecule: messenger RNA, 705 nt
Organism: Zygosaccharomyces rouxii
Lineage: Eukaryota; Fungi; Ascomycota; Saccharomycetes; Saccharomycetales; Saccharomycetaceae
Gene: LEA1
Product: U2 snRNP complex subunit LEA1
Exons: 1
Coding region: 1-705 (234 amino acids)
Biological process (GO): mRNA splicing, via spliceosome
Cellular component (GO): U2 snRNP
Molecular function (GO): U2 snRNA binding
Source: RefSeq, a predicted model, not a curated record